UUCAAGGGCAGACCUUAUUGGAAUAUACAUCCUUAUACGAUGCUGAUAUACCAGAAAUUGAACGAUGGCAGAAGAGAAGCAAAGAUUUUAUUAAAACUGACAGAUUAACAGAUAUAUUAGAAAUCUUAGAAGAUAAGCAUUGUGUACUGUUGUCUGGAGUAUCCGGAACGGGAAAGACAAUGACUGCACAGAAUAUAGCAUUGCAUUUAUUUCAUGAAAAUGGGUAUAGAAUAGUACCGUGCAAUAAUGUAAAAGAUAUCAAAAAGCGAUUUAAAUAUAAUGUUCGUCAGGUUUUUUUCGUAGAUGAUAUAUGUGGAAAAUACACAGCAAAUAUCAAUUAUAUUGAGAAUUGGAUGAAAAUUGAAGAAUUUGUCACCUACAUUUUAGAUAAGGGCAAUACAAAAGUAUUAGCCACUUGUCGUACUGAAAUCUUCAAAGAAGAAAACGUAAAACAAGCAAUUAAAUCAUUCCAGAAACCAUAUGAUUUAACAACAAAUUAUUCAACUGCAGAUAAAUUAAAAAUAGCACGAAAAUAUGUAAAAGAGGAUGACAAAAUAUUGACAGAUAUUGUGAUGAAAUAUGAAUUUUCGCCAUUAAUGUGUUGUUUGUACUCUCAGCAUGACCACUUUGAUGUCAGUGAGUUUCUAAAUAGUCCAUACAAAACGUUUUCUGAUGAAUGGGAUACACUGAAAACUUUUGACAAAGAGAAGUUCUGUGUUUUAUUACUAUGUGUUAUAUACUACGGCACAAUUAAUGAAGCUGUAUUUGAUGUAACAAACGAGUUUGACAAAGAAGAAAAAAGAAAGUUAAAAGUCAUUUUUGAAUGUUGCAAAUUAGGCCGUGACACUUCUCGGUCUGCAAUUAAAGACAAACUGAAUGCAUGUGUUGAUACUUACUUUAUAAAAGUAGACAAAGAGUACAAAGUUAUACACGAUAAAAUGUUAGACUUUCUGUGUUUCUACUUUGGCAACACGUUAUUGACACCGAUUCUCAAACUUGCAAAUGUUAAACUAAUAUGUGAGCGUGUACAACUAGAGUCAAUACAAAAGGCACAUGGUGGUUUUACAAUACUUAUUUCGGUAAAGGACGAACAAAAGUACAUUGAUAGGCUUAUAGCGGACCUUAAAAAAGGAAACAUACACAGUUGCUUAAACAAUACUCAAAUGAAAUACAAAGAAUACAGGACCAAGUUUAUCGAUGUAGUUAACAAUUUGAAUACGGAACUGAAAAAUGACUUGGUCAACACAAAAGACGACAAUGGAAUUAACGCUUUCAUUAUAUCAUGUUUGCGGGGAUAUGAGGACAUUGUGGAGUGGUUCAUAUCUGUUGGAGCUGAUCCUGAUAUGCAGAUUGGAUUUUUCACACCCAUAACAGCUGCUUGUCGAGAUGGGCACCUAAUGACAGUUGACGUUCUUCUUAAGAACGGAGCUUCCAUAAAUGAAACAAAUUCAUACGGUGAAACAGGCCUCUUUUGUGCUUGUUGUUGUGGUCACUAUAGUUUAGUGAAAUAUAUGUUAGGAAAAGAUGUUGAUAUUAACAUACGAAAUAAAUAUAAUUGGACACCCUUGUACGUUUCAUGUUUGGCCGGUUAUGAAAGCAUAGUAAAUAUUUUGAUUGCUGAAAGAGCAAAUGAUAUGGACUUUAGCAAUUCCCUUAAAGGGGCAAUCCUUGGUGGCCAUGACAAAAUAAUUGAAACACUUGUUGCAAACGACUGCGAUGUUAAUAGUGUCGACUUGCAAGGGAGAACAUCUUUAUCCAUUGCUAGCGAAGAAGGCAAAACAAAGAUAGUAAAGUUGCUUAUUGAAAACAAUGCUGAUAUCUUCAAGGUUGAUAAUGAUGAUAAGACACCACUACAUGCUGCCUGCUGUUCAGGGAACAAUGAUAUAGUAAAGAUGUUGAUCAACCGGUAUUCAGAUGUAAACAUGCAUGAUGUAAAAAUAGAAACACCUUUACACAAAGCGUGUAAAAAGGGAUAUGUGAACAUCAUACAAACACUUUUGGAUAAUGGAGCAGAUAUUAACAAAGUAAAUAGAUGUGGACACACUCCUGCAGAUUUGGCAAAACAAGAAGAAAAAGUUGGGGAUGAAGGCAAAUUGAAUACUUUGGAGGACAAAGAAUUAGGCUCAACUAAUGGGCUAAAUAUUAUUAUAGACCAAACAAAGAAAUAUCAGAAACAAAUAAUUGACAUUACCAACAAUUUGUUACAGUUUGGAUCGACACCAUUAUAUGAAGCAUGUGAACGGGGAGACAUUGGAACUGUCAAAGAGCUCCUCAGAAACAGAGCAAUCGUUAACAUGAAAACUGACAGUGGUAAACUGCCGUUAGUUGCUGCUUGUCAACAAGGCUAUAGUAGUUUGAUACAAAUGCUACUAGACAACGGAGCAGAUAUACACCAAGCAUUAUUAAGCGCCAUUCAGCUAGACUCUGGUAGAGCAGUUACAAUUCUUUUAGACAGCAGUGCAGAUAUACACUUAAAAGGACAUAAGGGCAAAUCGCUCAUCGCAAUUGCCUGUGCACAUUGUUCAAUUGAGACAAUACGAAUUCUUUUAGAAAAAGGUGUGGAUGUUGCAGAAAUUAAUGAAAAGGGAAACACAUUGGUACACGCUGCAUGCAAUGACAAUAGCUUUGAUUUAUCCAUACUUGUAAUAGACAAAGGUUUAGAUUUUAACAUACCAGACAAAGAUGGAAAAUAUCCUCUGUUUCAUUCUUUAAUGAAAGGAUUAGAUGAUUUAUCAGUCUGCCUAAUACACAAGUGUUGUUCUAUAGCAACAUCAAAUGAAGAUAGAAAGACAGCUGUGAUUUCUGCACUAGAGAGCGGAUAUAUGAAAUUAUCAAGACUGUUGGUAUUAAAAGGCUAUACAGAUAAUCUCACAAACAUUGAAGAACUUAUGUUAUACCAUUCAUGUAGGCUAGGUCUGUGGGAAAAGGUUAAAAGUCUCCUGAAAAAUGGAGUUGGUAUUUCAAAAAAAAUCAAAUAUGUAUACACACCUUUGAUAUUAGCAGACAUUGGCGGAAAUGAUGCUUUAUCGGAGUAUCUAGAAAUUCAGGAAUGCACACAAAAUCGUACAAGUUAUACCAUUAUUCCGUACAAUGAUAAUGCAAAAAGAUAUAUAACGGACACGCAGUUUGAUAAAAGCUUUUACAGGAAACAGAAUGAGUAUAAAUAUCUGUUUAAUACAUGUAUGAAUGGAGAUACAAAAUUAGUAAUUAAUAAAGAAAUGCUUGUAAGGAUGAACUUAAAUGUUUUCUUCAUACCGACGGAAACCACUGGCACCUUUUGGUUUGCACAAACCCCUUUAUGUUUAGCUAUUAGGAGAGGACAAAAUGAAGUUGUUGCACUGUUGUUAAAAUAUGGCGCAAUGGUCGACUUGACUUACGAAAACAUUUCAACUGAUAUUUCUUCGACAACCAUUUCAUAUGGCUAUACUCCAUUGUUUGCAGCAUGUCAGCGAAAAAAUUAUGAAAUCGUUGAUAUGCUUUUAAAAAGACGAGCAGAUUUAAACAAAGCAUUAUAUGACGCAUGCCGAGAAGGUUACUUAGACCCUGUUCAAUUUCUUGUAAAAAAGGGAGCAAAUGUAAACGCAUAUGCUCGGUAUGGUCAAACAGUUGUGUAUGCAGCUUGUAUUGGAGGAAACUAUUCUAUAGUAAAAUUCCUAAUAGAAGAAGGAGCAAUUGUUAGUAAGGGUGUAAGGCAAAUCGAUCAAAUCGAGCACCUAUCGUGUUUACAUGUUGCAUGCAUUGGCGGUAAUCACCAUAUAGUCCGACUUUUAAUAGACAGAGGACUUUCCGUUCAUUCAAUUAGUAACUUCAAGAGACCUUUAUUGCAUACAGCGUGUAUAGAAGGAAACUAUGAAAUUGUCAAAAUGCUUAUUGAUAAAGGUGUUGAUAUUAAUGUCUCUAACGCGAAUGGCUGUACAGCUCUAAUGACAUGUGUAAUCAAACAAGAAUAUCAUUGCUGCGAUAAUUUUAACUAUUUUACAAUUACAGAUAAACCUAAUGAUAAUCCGUAUCCAUUCGAAAAAAAGUCUUUACAUCACCCAGAACACAAACUUCUUACCGAUAAACACUAUAAAGUGAUUCAACAACUAAUAGAAAAGGGGGCAAAUAUCGAUCAGAAUGAUUUAAAAGGCAGAUCAGUAUUGUUUUAUGCUAGUGAAAUUGGAGAAAUCAAAUUAGUAAAAAUGUUGCUUAGCAAAGGAGCUGAUAUGAAGUUGAGAACAAAUAAUGGAAACACGCCUAUUUCAAUAGCACGGACGAAUAGACAUAUGUCAGUUGUGAAUGUUUUAAAAGAAAGCAAACAAGAAGAAUUGCCUUCUAGACGCUGCACAUUUCUUUGACAUUAUAGUGAAUGUUAAACGUAUCGUAUUAUUGAAUUGUGAUCUAUAACAAAAUUCACUUUAAAUGGACAUCUAUGAGAAAACCAUGCAGAUGGCGCUCCAUGCAAGGUUGUUUGAUUUUGAUGAAACUUUGCUUAAAUGAUCAGGUUGACUUCAUAUGAAAGUCCUGCAAGUUUGAUGCCAUUACAUCAAUGGUAUCCAUGAUAACGUUAGGAAUUUGUGAUUUUCUCUUGUUCAUAUGUAGAUGAUCCUACUGAAAUGCAGAGACUUCAUAGAUUUCUCAAAUAGUAAUAAAGACUAUAAGGCUGUUGUCUGCUCUAUGGUCGGGUUGUUGUCUCUUUGACACAUUCCCCAUUUUCAUUCUCAAUUUUAUAAUACUUCUGAGUGUUUAAAUACUUUUAUAGCACAGAUAGCAUGUGUAUGAAGUAUAAAUCACAUAUUUUCAAUACACAUAAUGAUAUAUGUAGAAAAUAGGGGGUGGCCAAACACAUUAAAUGAUUGAAAAUACGACCUUUUCAUCCAGUCGCACUAAAACAGACACUACAGCCCAAAAGACGCUUUAAUUAAUCCUAAUUUUUUUAAGUGCAUUACAUUCCCUUUGGUUCAAAAUAUUUUAAAGGGAAUUCGGUUUCAAAUUAAUUUUAUAGAAUAAAUUGGUCAUUUAGACAGCCCCCCUCCCCCUUUUUUGUUGUAUUUACGCACUAAGAUUAAGGAAAACCUCAUAUUUCCAUGAAAUAAAGCAUUAUAAAAUAAGGAGUUGAAUUUUACAGAUUAUUACUUCAAAGUAGGUAACUUAAGUUGAAAAUUUUGAUUUUUAGGUCACAAAUAAAUGAUCAUUAGGCUAAAAAAAAGGGGGAGCUGCACAAAGACCAUUUUUUGGGUCAAUUUUUUUAUUCAAAAUUCCUAUAGUAAACUUAUCUCUUUAACUGUUUAGAGUAAAAUCAAUUAAUUUCUAACUAGAGAUCUUUGCAACUUGCAGAAAAACUCAAGUUUAAGUCUGGUUUUUCAAAAAUCUUUAGAAAUUCAAUUUCAAGUUUAACAUAUUGAAAAAUCCAAAGUAUCGGACUACAGAAGUUAAGUGUCUGAAAGGUAAAAAAAUUUUAACACAUGUUGCAACUUUAUUCUUGCUUACUGGUUACCAUAGUAGUCAAUUUGUUCAUUAUUACCUGAGAGAGUGUUGAAAAAUAUUAAUUGUCUAUGGUACAAAGGGAGAUAAUCCAGUAAGAUGCAUUUUUAAAAUCUUUAAAAUCUUAAAAUUACAUAUUUUUUAAACUUACAAACUCUCAGUCCAUUUAAAAUAUAAACAUAUCUCUACUUGGUUUGAAUCAGUGACAGAGCUUAUAAUGCAUUUUACAAUAUAUGAUUAGUUUGCUCUUGUUUUAGUUAUAUAAUUCUUCUCGCAAAAUGUCUCAAUUUACAAUUUCUUAAUUCUUUAGAGAAUUAAUGAAUUUUUAAAUAUCAAUCUGUACAAAUGUAAAUUUUACUUCUGUUAAAGCAUUUUUAUAUAAAACAACGUAUGUUAAACUAACUAUCACAAUAGAGGCCAUAAAUGAUAAUUUUCAUGGUACAAAGGGAGAUAAUCCAAUAAAAAAUGCAUUUUCAAAAAUCUUCAAAAAAAUUAAAAAAAAUUCUUCAAUUAAGUGUUCUGCUCUGGGCACAUCAAAAAGACUGCAAGAUGGUAAGUUCUGAAACAAUACAAGAGACCACCAAUGUAAGCUGCUGAAUAAAAUUGUAAUCAAAAUUAAAACUGCAUCAACUAAAAAUUAGAAUGAUGAUUGUAAACGAGACAACUUUACAACAGAGUCAAAAUAACAUGGAUUGAAGCAAUUAAUUUGAAUUAAAGGUCAUCGUACGACCUUCAACAGUGUACAAAACCCAUACCACAUAGUAAGUGUGAAUGCAUAACAAUGACAAAAUAUGGUCUAACAAUUCAGACCAAAAAUUAGACAUAAGAAACAUCAUCAUAUAACAAUUUCUACAUAACUAGCUCCUGACUAGAUUUUAACUAUUGACAUUAAUCUUAAUAAAUGUAAGCAUUUAAAAUAUAGGUUACAGUGACCAGCUUUUGCCUUGAUGCUGAUAUACAUGUACUUACUGUAUGCAAGAUGCAUGCAUAUACAAUUUUGCAUGCAGUUUUAAAUGAUCUUGAAUGUAUAACUGAAGUCAGUUAAGUGUGAAAUGUAGGUCAAACUUCAUAUUUUAAAGAAUGGACUUUCCCAACAUGUAUGUGUAUUUGGAUGUUCCUGGCCCUUAUGAUUUUUACUUUGAUGUAAGCCUUUAAUAUUAAAUCUUUGUUAAACAACCUGAUUACAUUGCAAGCAUAAGAUUAAAAUACAUCAAAGUUUAUAUUAAUAUUGAGUUAAUUAAUCAUGACUUAGCAGCUAACAAGACACCAAUUGUUGCAUUAGUUUUAAAAGGAAUUUAUAGUAGUAAUAAAUUGUUUCUUUACUGUCUGAUAAAUAUUUACAUAACUAUGAAUUAGAUCAAUAAAACUAAUCGGUCAAUCCAGUAACAAUUUCUGAUAAAACAUUAUUGUGUUCA
This is a messenger RNA of Mytilus californianus (California mussel), 6878 nucleotides long. Its product is annotated as serine/threonine-protein phosphatase 6 regulatory ankyrin repeat subunit A-like. The coding region runs from base 180 to 4337 and encodes 1385 amino acids. Gene Ontology annotation, molecular function: protein binding. The record is from RefSeq and is a predicted model, not a curated record. The transcript has 2 exons. Lineage: Eukaryota; Metazoa; Mollusca; Bivalvia; Mytilida; Mytilidae.